AUGGAUGCUGCUAGCCCAAAAGAGAGUCCAGUGCUUUCUAGUCCUUUCUCAUCUCCAAAUGUUGGUGCCCUGUUGAAGAUUAAGAUUAUUUCAUGGAGUCAAGAGACUGGCUUACCUGUUUCUGUUCGUAUCCGGAUUGUUAAUAGAACCUUUAACCUGCACAAGUACCCAUUGGUUUCAAAGAGCGGAUACUUCAACAGAAAAUUGAAUGAAUCAAAUGAGGUUGAGCUGCCACCAAACUUCCCGGGGGGACCAGAAACCUUUGAGAUGAUUUCAUUGUUCAUCUACGGAUCCUCCACACUAGUUGAUCCCUUUAAUGUAGCAGCCCUAAGAUGUGCAGCAGAGUUUCUCGAAAUGACAGAAGAAUACAGCUCUAGCAACCUCUGUGAGCGGUUUGAUAUUUACAUGAACCAAGUUGUCUUGCAAAGUUGGGAUGAUACCCUGAUAGUCCUACAAAAGUGCCAUACAUUGCUUCCCUGGGCUGAAGAGUUGCUGAUAGUGAGUCGCUGCAUUGAGUCUCUUGCCUUCAUGGCUUGUAUGGAGAUUCUUGAUCCAGAGAGAAGGCGAGAGCAUCCAGUAGUUACAGUGGAGGCUUUGGCUAACCAACCUUGGAGCUAUGAAAUGGUGAAGGAGAUGAUAAUUCAGGAUCUGUGGAUCAAAGAUCUUAUUGCUCUCCCAUUUGGAUUCUUCAAAAGGAUAAUAGGAUCCUUGAGAAGACAAGGUAUGAAAGAAAAAUAUGUUAGCCCCAUUGUGGUCUUCUAUGCAAACAAAUGGGUUCUCUCAAAGAAGACAUACCUGUUUAGGGAGAAAUCAGGUGAGCAAAGUGCUAAUGUUGAUGAAGAAAACAAAGUUUCAACUCUCCUACAGGGAAUUCUAGAUUUGCUGUCCAUGGGGGAGAAGGCUAGUAAAGUAAUCCCAGUUGGGUUUUACUUCUCUUUGCUGUCUAGGUCUCUUGAACUUGGUCUCCAAAGUGACAGUAAGGCAAAGUUACAAGGUCAAAUUGCAUCCUUAUUACAUUUAAGUCAGGUGGAAGAUUUUCUCCUUCCAAAAAGUGGGACAGAAAACAUUUCCUCCAGCAUUGAGUUGGCCACAAUGGAGAGCAUAGUUUCAACGUAUGUGUCAUAUAAUAUAGAGGCAAACCAUAUUCCUUCGUCAAGUAACUCCAUUGUUGCAGAAUUAUGGGACAUAUAUCUUACUCAGAUGGCUAGUGAUCCAAAGAUGGAUUCCAAAAGAUUCAUGGAUCUCAUUGAAACAGUGCCAAUCUCUAGCAGACAAUGCCACGAUCAUCUCUAUAUAGCAUUGAACACCUUCCUGCAGGCACACCCAGAUUUGUCUCAAGAAGAUAAAGGGUUGGUAUGCAGACACCUCAACUGCCAGAAACUAUCACAAGAGGUGUGCAUCGAAGCAGUUCAGAAUGAGUUGAUGCCGCUGCGUUUAAUAGUCCAGGCACUGUUUGUUCAGCAACUAAAUACGCACCAAGCCUUCAAAGAAUGCUCAGACUCAUUUAGGUAUGCAAAUUGCGGAGAAUUUUCCAGAAGCCUCUCAAGCUCAAGAUAUGCAAACUCCAAAAGCCAGAAUCUCGGAGAGAGCCCCUAUGUGGAUGGAGGAGAAGCAGGCACACAACCCUUGAGCUUCUUUCUGCAGAAAGAUCUAGCAAUGCCAAAAUCCGAGUUCAGGUCUGAGCUCUCAAGGAAGGAUUAUGAAUCCACAAGCUUCAGAAUUCAGAAUCUUGAACAAGAACUCAUGUCGUUGAAGAGAGGCCUUCAACAGCAGAACAUUUCAAAGAAAACAGAAUUCAUACCAAAGAAAACAGAACCAAUUUCAGCCAAUCCACAGAGCUCAAGAACAUUUGGUUUGGAAGGAAGAACACUGAGCAAGAAGAGAAAUCCACUUGGACAGGUGACCAGUUGCAUUGGUUCUGUGAAUUUUGCUUCCCAGAGAAAGUAUGCCAGUAGACUACUGAAGGUAUUUCAAAGAAUGAGUUUGUUCGGCAGAGGGAAAUCAAAAAUAAAGCCAGGGGCCCCUAACCUCUGGCCCAAGUGA
Messenger RNA from Ilex paraguariensis (yerba mate), 2043 nucleotides. The record is from the annotation of a GenBank genome assembly. Lineage: Eukaryota; Viridiplantae; Streptophyta; Magnoliopsida; Aquifoliales; Aquifoliaceae.